CAAGAAACUCAUGUGGAGGGGAGCUCGGAGAUACCCUGUUCCGGAUUUUAUUGCAUCAGUCUGACCGAUAUUUUCUGCCGCCUCACCAGCUACGCCAGACCAACCAUCAGCUGCGCCAACAGUGCCUAAGAUUUAGAUCCUAACCACCUGCUCAACCUUGACUCUGGGCGCUGUCUCAGCCUCAUUCUGUCAAUAUGGCACGCAUGCGCCUUGUAUAUUCUCCUGGGCUCUUUGAGCUUGGUUCAGGAGAUCGGAGUUCAAUACCGCCUCCCAUCAAACAUGAUGCUUUCCUGCGGCAUACUUUGUGCAGGCGAGCUUGAAUAGCUGACGAUCUCGAUGUUAAGACCUCGUCGUAGGGCACAUGAUUGCGCUCUUAGCGGCCUCCUGCACACUCGACGAGACUCGUAGUCUACCGUCACGCGAUGCGCCUCCUUCACUUUAGCAGCGGUGGUGGCCUGCAAUUGACCAGAGAUUUCACCGAUGACAUCCCGAUUUACGCGAUUCUCUCGCACACAUGGGGCGACGAUGAGGACGAGGUCACAUACAGCGAUAUUUGCAGUGGUUCUUACAGGAUCAGGGCUGGUCACACGAAAAUCCGCUUCGGCGGGCAACAAGCUGGCAAAGAUGGGCUCCAAUACUUAUGGGUGGACACAUGCUGCAUUAAUAAAGCAAAUUUUACUGAGCUUUCCGAAGCGAUUACCUCGAUGUUUCGGUGGUACCGCGACGCGGCCAAGUGCUAUGUCUAUCUAUCGGACGUGUCGAUUGAUGAUCAGGACGAUAAUAGCCCAACCGAGAGACCAUGGGAAGCAGCCUUUCGCCAGAGCAGAUGGUUUCGACGAGGCUGGACACUACAAGAACUCCUUGCUCCGAAGAUAGUCGAAUUCUUUUCCCGCGAAGGAGAGCGCCUAGGGGAUCGUGUCACGCUCGAGCAGAUCAUUCACGAGAUCACGAAGAUCCCGAUUUCGGCUCUCCGCGGUACGCCCAUGGCUCAUUUCGGCAUUGAUGAGAAGAUGCAGUGGGUGGCGGGGCGUCAGACGAGGAAGAUCGAGGACAAAGCAUACUGUCUGCUGGGGAUCUUUGAUGUCUUCAUGUACCUGAAUUAUGGAGAGGGAGACAACGCUUUUCUGCGGCUUCGACGUGCGAUUCUCAGGACUUUAAGAGACUCGCCAAACUGUCAAAUCCCGUUUAGCCUUCGAGGCAUCUCGGUGGUCGACGGUGCUCGCAAUGACUGUCAGCCAUCUAUCCACUUCCUCACGGGAUUAGAGACGACCUUAACAAAUCUCGUCGCAGCUGGAGACACCCUUCCUCAAAAUCCAGCAACGCGUGAAAUCCUGCAACAAACCAAAAACAUAGUCAAGGCGCUGCCUCUAUUACUAGAGGAUGUGAGGACGUUCGAAGGUUCACUAGGUGCUAACGCAAGAGGCAGCAGAGCAGGACAGGCAGGAAGCCGCUCGAGAUGUUCUUUCCCACCAGGCAGGGCUGGGGAAACUCCAGAAAAUAGGAACUCGGUUCCUCUCCUCCCUAUGGGCGCCAACAUCGGCUUGCAAAUCUUGAAACUGAUUCAGAAUAUGCAGACAGAGUUGCCUGCGUCCAUUCACGCCAUGUUCCCCGCUGGAGAUGAAGCUACGUUUCUUACUCGACUGAAGCGCGAGCUCGAACCUCUCAGUCGAGCCAUCGAAGCGCAAGCUUCAGCCUCGACACAGAUCGUACAGAGCCUAGCCACGAAUCAAGCAUCGCAAUUGAAUGUUCUGCAAGUCUUGAGGAGCUCUUUGACGGAAAAUAUGGCAACAUCCCGUGCCCAAAUGCGACUCUUGCAAGCAUCCGUUGAGGGCACCUCUCUUUUUCUGACGCAGGUGAAAGACGGCGCUGGCACUGUCAUCCAAAGCCCAGCUACUACACGGCAAUUGCUCAGUCCACGAAAACGAAUAACCCGAUCUCUCCAGAUGUUAUCGCAUGCCUUACGUGAACUGCUGCUAGCAUUUCUGGAGCUUCUCUGGCCUUUGAUGUUGUUCUUCUUUCACAAGUUGCGAGCAGCCGAAAGACAUAUGUCGCGGCUACUCAUCAGUGAUUCAAUCAUUUUUGAGGACGCUUUAGGAAGAACACGAUACCUGCCAUUUGAGUUUUUCCAGCACUGGGAGGUCUUUUUGCCGUACCUGCAUAAGAGCUUCGAUCAGGUGCCCGGCCUUUACAACAUCAACCGGCGGAGGUAUCAUCUUGUAAACUCUCGAACUGGGAGUAUUAUUGACCCUCAGUUGUGGUCGGCACAAGUGAAACCAAACGCACGCCUGAGUAUGGCCAUGGUGGUGUUCAAGAUCUCAGGUAAUGAGCGUGCGUGUCCGCACUGCGGAGGAAAGCAGCGGUGGGCACAAGCGAAUACUUUUGCAAGCUGUUCUACGUGUGACGGCCACUUUCGCCAUUUUGAGCCAGGAGAGCGCCGAUUCAUUACCCCAUCAGAUGGGCAUUAUGGCGGCUUGUACCGCCGCCGUGAAGUGCUAGACGCCGUGCUAGACGCGAGACGCGCACUCUACAAACCAGAAUGGCCUACACUCACAUUUCCUGCUAUUACAGGCACAUCGACACAUGUCGAAGAGAUCUCCGAGAACGUUGCACCCGUACAAAACCUGCGAGUAUUCAAGAAAGUGGAUGUUCUUCUCGUCAAUGAUCCGGAGAGAACGGUGGCCAUACUCGAGGAGCUCGUCGAUCUCGUACGUACGCGAGAUCGCUUCGGGGAAUUUCUCAAGAGCGACGCGGAGAUUGGGCUACGACGCUUCAUUCGCUUGGUCAGGUUUGAAGUACGACAAAAUAUCAAUUUCUUCGACUUCAGACCCUGGAACAUGCAUGCCUGUGGAGUGGCGAUCGACACAUUGCAAGAAUGGCUCGACAGGCACGCUUUGUCGUCUGACAGACCUGCAGGUAUCCGACUGAAUUGGACCUGGGUCGACAAGGCAUUCUUGGACUUUGCUCCCUCGCUACGUCAAACUGUAUUCAACAACGGUACAGUCGCUUGCCCAACGCUUGCUCUCAUGGUCAAACCAAUGACGGGGCGGAUAUUGAUGUUCCGGGUAGAAUUUCAAACAACAGUCGAGGAGGUCAUGGACAUGAUCACCCAAAUUGAAGGAUUGCCACCGUCUCUCCAGUGCUUGAUAUAUCGUGGCAAAAGGCUUGAGGUCGACCGUUGCAUGGCAGACUAUCAAAUAUCGACAGAAUACUACCUUCAUCUUGUGCUUCCCUAUCGAGCCAAUGGGGGCUACUACUACGAUGGUCCUCUUCCGUCGUGGAUGUUACUCGGUGGCGACGAAGAACCAUCUACGCGUGGAUCCGUCAGGAUAGCUGACGCAGUCAUCAGCGACCAACAAAGUGAAUAUAUGGGGAAGAUCGAUCUAGCCAAUGGAACCCAUGCCGGCCAGCGCCCUCCGAGCGGCAUGUUCGACCUUGAUGCCUUUCCCCCUAGACCUAUAUCUCCGAUUCGAAGAGACUCCUGGGGCGAGUGGGUUGCCCACGACGGAUUCUAUACCGCGGACGGACUGCAGGAGUCUCAAACACCUCCUCAUCAUCAAUUCGUGAGGGUGGUGGAACACCUGGACGAAUCCACGGAGAUGGAGACCGUGGAUUGAAUCAAAAGGGAUGGUGACCCAAGAGCUUCUUGAGAACGUGGCUAUGCUUGUUCUUAUUGUACAGUGUCACGUCUUUUGCUUGGCUCGGUCGUGGAGGUUGCACUGUAAAUCAAUUACAGGGAUGUACAAUACCUAUAUGACCCCAUCCUGGCGGCAUAGUUAGAUACCUUGGAUAUAUUGCUUGUUGAGAGCGGAAGAAACUCGUGCUCUCCAGCAGAAAUGAUUAAACUAUUAUACG
Molecule: messenger RNA, 3852 nt
Organism: Cladophialophora immunda
Lineage: Eukaryota; Fungi; Ascomycota; Eurotiomycetes; Chaetothyriales; Herpotrichiellaceae
Exons: 4
Coding region: 423-3614 (1063 amino acids)
Molecular function (GO): protein binding
Source: RefSeq, a predicted model, not a curated record